AGCAAACAUGCCGCGGUCCCGCUCGAGAUCCAGGAGUCCUGCGAGACGCAACCACGACCACGAAAGUCGAUCUCGCAGUCGACGACGUAAUGGUCGCGAUGAUGAGGGUAGACAUGAACGACCAAACAAGAAACCCCGCGAGGAAGUACCAUCUGUCAAGGACGAGCACGCUGUCGCCACGACUCAACUGGAUGUGGAGGCGUUCCAAGCUCAGCGAGCGUCGCUCCCGGUAGGCCAGUUCAAGCAGCAAAUAUUGGACACCAUCGAAAGCAAUCAGAUUGUCGUGUGUAUUGGGGAAACAGGAUCGGGCAAGACGACCCAGAUUCCUCAGUUCCUCCUCGAGGCAGGAUAUGCAAAAUCCAAGCGGAUUGCAAUCACCCAACCUCGGCGAGUAGCGACUGUCGCCGUGGCUAAGCGUGUGGGGGAAGAGUUGGCGGCGUCCGGCCAUUCUAUUCAGUCUGUGGGGUACACGAUUCGAUUUGACGACCACACAAGCGCAAGCACGCAGAUCAAGUUUAUGACGGACGGCAUUCUUGUCCGCGAAUGCCUUCAAGAUCCAUUGUUGUCCGCGUACUCGAUCGUCAUGCUGGACGAAGCGCACGAGCGAAGCAUCCACACGGACAUUCUGUUUGGGCUGCUGCAUUCGAUCCUAUCGAAGCGCAGAGACCUCAAGCUGAUCGUGACGUCGGCGACUCUAGACGCAGACAAAUUUUCCCAGUUCUUCGACAACUGCCCCGUGGUUCAGAUUCCUGGGCGGUCGUUUCCAGUCGACAUUUACCAUUCCAAGCAGCACCAAAUUAUGGGCAAGUCGGGGCCAGUCUCCACGUAUAUUCAGUCGGCUGUGGACACGACCAUGCAGAUUCAUGAGCAUGAACCAGAAGGUCACAUUUUGGUCUUCUUGACCGGGCAAAAAGAAAUCGAAGAAGCCUGUGCUCUCCUGCGCAAGCGACUGGACCAACUCGCCCAUGACGGCGGCGUAGCUGCUUUGCCGCACACGCUCAUUCUACCCUUGUAUGGUGCCCUCACCAGCGACAAACAGCGGCGCAUCUUCAGUCCAUGUGGAAAGAGUCGCAAGAUUAUUGUGUGCACUAACAUUGCCGAAACAUCGCUCACCGUCGAUGGCGUCAAGUACGUCGUCGACGCUGGCUUUACCAAGCAAAAGGUGUACAAUCCGGUGCGGGGCAUGGAAUCGCUGGUUGUGCUGCCCAUCUCGCAGGUCUCUGCCCAACAACGCGCGGGUCGUGCGGGUCGGACGAGCGCGGGCAAGUGCUACCGUCUCUACUCCAAGAAAUCGUAUUCGGCGAUGUUCAACGAAACAAUUCCGGAGAUUCAGCGGUCCAACUUGGCCAACACGAUCUUGUACUUGAAAGUCCUGGGCAUCGACGACGUUGUCGGGUUUGGGUACUUGGACCCACCCCAAGAAGACUCGAUCUUGGACGCCCUCCAGCAAUUGUACACGCUCGGUGCGUCGUUGACGGGAUGCCAGUUGUAUUCACCGACUGAAUGUAGGCGCCCUGGACGACACAGGCGACGUCACCGCGACGGGCAAGGCGAUGGCGCAGUUCCCACUGGAACCCCGGCUGGCACGUGUGUUGCUGGAAGCGAUUCGAUUGGAUUGUGCGGCGGACGUCACUCGGAUCGUCGCCAUGCUAUCCGUCGAGAACGUUGUGCUGCCGUACCAGGAGAAGGAUGGCCGGCCGCCCUUGCUGCAACGAUUCCACCACCCCAAAGGCGACCACUUGACCCUACUCAACUUGUUUCAUGCGUGGAAAAAACAGUCGGACCGAAUUGGAUGGUGUGAAAUCCAUGGACUCCACGCGCGUGCGUUCCAGACUGCGUCCAGCAUCCAACAACAGCUUCAAGACCUGGUCGACAAAGCCAUCGAUGCCCCCACCAACAAGCACGGGGCUUUCCAACUCCCGGCUUCGACAGACAUCAAGUCGAUGGAAAUUCUGGACCGUAUCCGCCUGGCAGUUUGCGCUGGAUUCUUUCAGCACGGCGCCCAAAAGUGCAUGAUGCAACCAGUAUACCGAGUACUCGCGCCUGCCAACGACGCCACGCAAGGCACUCAACUCGUCCAUUUCCAUCCGUCGUCCGUCUUUGUUGAAAUGUCCCCACCCCACACGUGCAUUUACCACGAAUUGGUCUACACAAGUCGAGCCUUCAUGCGGCAUGUCUUGGACGUCGACCCUGCAUGGCUAAAACUGUACGAGCCGACCAAACGGCUUACCCUGAACGAGUGCUAUGCAUUGACCAAGCGACCUGUGCCCGUCCUUCAAGAGGCAUCAGGGCCAGCCGAGGUCGCCAUCGAAAUCGCCCCAUCCGUCAAGAAGACAAAGGAAAAGACCAGCCAUGAUGCAGUUGCCGCGGCAAAGGCGCGAUAUUUGCAGCGUAAACAUCAGCAGAGAUCAUAGAAUCGAGUUGUAGUCAAUACUACCAAGUUAACGAUAACGCCCCCAUGGAAUGCAGCAACGUGCGAUGGUGCAAGCCACAAGCAACGUUCAGAAGUGACUCGCAUGCGAGUUUCAGUCGGCGCACAUGAAGUUUGACGGCCGUGUUGGAAGCUGGUUGCCUCUAUUUUUUGACAAAUAUCUUGCGCGUCAUGAGCUUCCACGCGAGCUGACCUUUGUAUUGAAAUGGUCUAGCAAAGAUACUAUGGCACGAAGGGCAGGUCCCCAUGUCGGUCACGUACGACUUGAGGAUCCUUGCAGGGAUGAGCUUGACGAGGGAUGACGUUCCGCUUCCGCGCUUCCCAUACUCGACCAGGAGGUUGCUACAGCCAGCGCAGAAGACGGCCCAGUUCCGAUGCGCCAUGCCCAAACCCCUCGAGACA
Molecule: messenger RNA, 2833 nt
Organism: Aphanomyces invadans
Lineage: Eukaryota; Oomycota; Saprolegniomycetes; Saprolegniales; Verrucalvaceae
Exons: 10
Coding region: 8-1801 (597 amino acids)
Cellular component (GO): intracellular anatomical structure
Molecular function (GO): RNA binding; ATP binding
Source: RefSeq, a predicted model, not a curated record